AUGGAGGUGCCGCCCAACUCCCUUUUGCUUUCCGCUGCUGCCACCAUUACUGCUCCCAUGCACUGCAUUUUGGUCAUACGGAAGAGGGAGUUGGAGAGGAGUGCGGUGAAGGGUGUUAUGAGUCGAAAUCGUAACAACUGGUGGGGCGAUGCGGAUAAAUGGUAG
Messenger RNA from Trypanosoma brucei brucei TREU927, 165 nucleotides. RefSeq lists its product as hypothetical. The record is from RefSeq and is a predicted model, not a curated record. The transcript has a single exon. Bases 1 to 165 code for a protein of 54 amino acids. NCBI's taxonomy places the organism in Eukaryota, Euglenozoa, Kinetoplastea, Trypanosomatida, Trypanosomatidae.